This is a messenger RNA of Helicoverpa zea (corn earworm), 1898 nucleotides long. RefSeq lists its product as uncharacterized. The coding region runs from base 1 to 1860 and encodes 619 amino acids. The record is from RefSeq and is a predicted model, not a curated record. Gene Ontology annotation, molecular function: guanylate cyclase activity; peptide receptor activity. Gene Ontology annotation, biological process: intracellular signal transduction; cGMP biosynthetic process; receptor guanylyl cyclase signaling pathway. NCBI's taxonomy places the organism in Eukaryota, Metazoa, Arthropoda, Insecta, Lepidoptera, Noctuidae. The transcript has 14 exons.
AUGACGCCUCACACGCUGAAGGUGGAAAACUGCUCUUCACACUGCACCACUCCAUCCGAGAGGCAGGACAACGUGGUCUCCGUGAAGGUCGGCUUCAUCCACAUCAAUCCAGCGUCCAAACGGGGUCGUAGGAUCUUCCUACUUCAAAUGCUGAUCGUUUGCUUCGUUCCUCACGUCGCGUUGCUCAUCCAGAACUGCUCCAAUAUGGCGCAGCUUUCACAGACGUUAGACUCCUCGCUCUAUCUGGAUACUGAGGUAGACACAAUUCUGUCCAUGGGAGACUUGAUCAUCAGUUUACAAGACGAGAGACAUAUCAUCAGUGAUUAUCUCCUCAAAUCAUCAACCAUAGAAGUAACCGUUCUGCAGAGGGCGUUCGUGACGAUAGCUGACCAGUUCACCAGUGUUCCUGACAUUCAGGACCAUUUGAUGACACUAUACCACUUUAGGGAAGAUCUCAUAAAUAUCAAAAAUUUGAAAGCAGAGGCGUUUAAAAGGACGAGAAUAUAUGAAGAUAUAAAUACGUUACUACUGCUGAACGUUGCUAAGAAUGUUAAGACAACCACCUCAUCGCUUUGGAGGCAGUUAUCAGCGUGCUCCGACCUCCUCAGAUCCCGGGAGGAGUUGUCCCUCGCCCUCACAACGCACUCCUACUACUUGAACAUUGAAAAGCUGGACUCCAUAGUUAUAAGCAGUAUACAAACACACCUAGACUCCGGGAGAGACAGCCUAAAGUCUACCAUACAGUAUUUGGAGACAGAGAAAAUUGUUAAGGAGGUCAAAGAGUUGAAUGAAGUUUUGAUGUUUUUUGAAGAAUUGAAACGGACGAUAGUGAAUCAGCCAAGAAUCGAGCCCACGACGGCAAAUAUCAGUAGAUAUUUAUACACUGAUAUUGUAGACUGGUCUUCUUACCUCGACAGAAUGCGGGUAGUUCAACAGGACCUCUGGGUCAUAGUUGGUUGGUCAGGGCGGCAAGUGGUGUGGGUAGCUCGUCGGACCCUCGGCAUCGGAGUGGCGAUCCUGGCUCUGGUACUCCUCGCCUCUCCCAUCAUGCUGCUGCUGUUGCGUCACAUCGCUUACACCAUACAGACUUUCACACACUCAAUCGAGCAGAGUACACAAAAGUUGGUAGCAGAGAAGCAGAAGAGUGAUCUUCUGUUAUCGAGAAUGCUGCCUUUGCCCGUGCUGAGGAGACUGAGGGCACAGAGAGCUGUCCCAGCAGAAGCUUUUGACGCCGUCACGAUAUUCUUUAGCGACAUCGUCGGGUUCACCAACAUAUCGGCCAGUAGCACCCCCAUGGAGGUGAUAAAUAUGCUCAAUAUGCUGUACAGGUUAUUUGAUGAGAAGAUCACACAUUACGACGUGUAUAAAGUAGAGACGAUUGGAGACGCUUACAUGGUCGUUUCCGGAUUACCACAAAGAAAUGGUAACCGUCACGCGUCAGAAAUAGCAGAUAUGUCGCUGUCGCUCCUCCGCAGCCUGGAGGGCGCGCGCGUGCCGCACCGGCCCGGCGCGCCGCUCAUGAUCCGCGCGGGCGUCAACACGGGGCCCUGCGUGGCCGGCGUCGUGGGCACCACCAUGCCGCGCUACUGCCUCUUCGGGGACACCAUCAAUACUGCCAGCAGAAUGGAGAGUACUGGCGAAGCCAUGAAAAUCCACAUUUCGUAUACAACGAAAACAGCAUUAGAUGAAAUCGGAAACUAUGAGUUCGAGACGAGAGGUCCCGUCAAUGUUGCGGGCAAAGGUUGUAUGGAGACGUUCUGGUUGGUGGGGAAAGUCGGGGGCUUUCGUAGCGAGAGCCCCCGGGGGCCUCAGCUACAGGACUAUCACAAUAAUCUAAUGGAGUUGCUCAUUCGGUCCUAACUGUGUCAAACUUGAAAUAAAAUUUAUUUCAUGUUUUA